CCCGCGAUGCUUUGCGAGCGCUCCGCCCGUUGCCAUGGCGCCCGGGCGACUCGCGGCCUAGUCCGCCUUUCUCGAUGUGGGUGAUGCCGCGGCCCGCUGUCCCUCCGGCGCGGAUUUUUGCGGAGUUGGCCCCUCCUUCCGUCGUCGGCACGGAGAACGAGCCGGCCAAGGCGGAGGGAGCUUUGUCGCUGCCCGGGGCCCGGGAGGUUCACGUCAGCGGCAGCGCGGAGCUCAGCGCUCGGCCGGAUCGGGCCCAAGUGACGCUUAGCUUGAGCCGCCAGAAAGCGGAGGCCGCGGCGGCACGGAGCAGCGUCUCUCGGAGGCUGGACUACAUCGCCCAGGCGGCCCGGCAGCGCGGAGAGGCUUUGGAAAACAACUUGACUGUGACAAAAAACUUCAGUAGAAUAGACAAUGCUUACAAGAUGGAAGCAGAGGUGUGCAUUACAUUCAGUGAUUUUGGGAAAAUGCAAGAUGUUUGUAACUUCUUGGUUGAAAAACUAGAUAGCUCUGUUAUCAUCAGCCCACCUCACUUUUACCACACAGCAGAGGCUGCCAAUGCUCUUCGGCGUCAAGUAUGUCUUGCUGCUGUUGGAAGCGCUCAACAAAAAGCACAAGAAGUCUGCCAAUUGUUUGGCCAAUCCUUGGGGAAGCCUUUGCUAAUAAGGGAAGAAGAAGUAAAGGAAUGGGAAGGGCAUCCAGAAAAUCACACAGCCAGUUUCUCAGACUCACCAAGUUUGCAACAAAGACUCCAAAGUGCCACCAUCUAUGCUUCCUCAAGGAUAUUUGCUGUUUUUGAAAUAAAGGGAGACAGGAAGAGAAAAAAAGCCGCUCUUCUAAAUUUGAAGUGAUUUGUUAUUGGGGUCUGAAUUAGUUUUGCUGUCCUAUGAGAAAUAAAGCCUUCUAGGAGGUCAGCUUGUUUCCAUGAGCAGAAAUUAAAACAAGGAUAACAGUUAUGUAUUAUCUUGGUCAUUGAAUAAAAUUGUAUCCAUCAGACUUUAAUUUUAUGUGCUGGGCAUCACAUGUGGUAGACUCCUCAAAUUGAAGUGAGACUUAAGUGUGCCUUUAUCACAAGGGGAAUAUUCUCUUGUGUCCACAAAUACUUUUUUCUAAUAUUGGAUCCAACACCAUAUGUGUUCAAGAAAACUUAAGUAGGAUAAAAUUGUUAAGUAAUAAAAAGCUGUUUAUUAGUAAAUACAGUAGAGUCUCACUUAUCCAACAUAAAUGGGCCGGCAGAACAUUGGAUAAGCGAAUGUGUUGGAUAAUAAGGAGGGAUUAAGGAAAGCCCAUUAAACAUCAAAUUAGGUUAUGAUUUUACAAAUUAAGCACCAAAGCAUCAUAUUAUACAACAAAUUUGACAGAAAAAGUAGUUCAAUACGCAGUAAUGCUAUGUAGUAUUUACAAAUUUAGCACCAAAAUAUCACGAUGUAUUGAAAACAUUGACUACAAAAAUGCGUUGGAUAAUCCAGAACGUUGGAUAAGUGAGACUCUACUGUAUAUUCAUUUAUUCAAGCUAUUUCUCCCCUUUCUUGCCUGAAUGAAACCUGGAGAAGGAAUCAAGAAUUGGUGCUUAAGUCUUAUAAGAUCUACAAUCCCAAGUAUAUUAAAAAAUGUAUUGUACCAAUUACCUUCAAAUAAUACAAAGUUUGUACUAAAAAGUCUUCAAACAGCUGGAAUAUAUAUACAAUAAAAGGCUAGAUAUGUUUUCUAUUGAACUCCACUAGACCUGAAGCAGUGCAGAAUAUCCGCUCGGCCACAGGGCCACCUUCCAUAGUGGGCUGAAAGGGUAGGUGACUCCAGACCAGCUUUAUAUGGGAAAGAGAAGCCUCCACUGUAGUCCAGUUUGCUCUCUAAAUGGAAGAAUAACCUGGAUAUAACACACAAUAUUAUUGUGAAAGGGAUUAUUAAUUUACCUGUUGGAUUACUAGUGAUCAGCAUCUUAUUGAGGUACUGUGCUAGCAUUCAGAUAGUGCACUUGUUGAGGUUUGGUAAGUGUAAUCUUUAUUGGAAGUCAUAAACGACAGAACAAUCACUGUCAGAAACUGCAAAUGUCCCAAGCAAAGCUUUUAUAUGCUCAAAAGUAAUGAAAGAUGGACUGGAAAUACUAAAACUCAUCCUAUGAAAAAAAUGCUAAAAGUAAAAAGCAUGUUUUUAAAAAGAUAGUGGCAUAAAUGGUGUUGCCAGAAUGCAGUUUGCAUAGAAUUCACUGGAUUGGGAUUUUUUUUAUCGUGUCAGAAGCAACUUGAGAACAUACUGCAAGUCGUUUCUGAUGUGAGAGAAUUGGCAGUCUGCAGAGACUUGCCCAAGGGAUACCCAGAUGUGUUACUGGGAGACUUCUCUCAUGUUCUGUUGGAUCAGGAUGAAAGAAAAUAUUAAGCAAGCUAUUAACAGAGCUGCAUGUAAUUUGACUUUUUGAAAGAUGCAACUCUAUGACCUAUAAGAUUUGACGUACAGUAGUCUCACUUAUCCAACAUAAACGGGCCGGUAGAACGUUGGAUAAGUGAAUAUGUUGGAUAAUAAGGAGAGAUUAAGAAAAAGCCUAUUAAAUAUCAAAAUAGGUUAUGAUUUUACAAAUUAAGCACCACAACAUCAUGUUAUAUAACAAAUUUGACAGAAAAAGUAGUUCAUUACACAUUAAUGCUAUGUAGUAAUUACUGUAUUUACGAAUUUAGGACCAAAAUAUCACGAUAUACUGAAAACAUUGACUACAAAAAUGUGUUGGAUAAUCCAGAACGUUGGAUAAGUGAGACUCUACUGUAUUUUAUUUUGCCAAUUGCAAUUUUCAGAAGGCUAAUUCUGGUUUUGCUUGUAAGAGUUGUGUAACAAAGGUAUAUAGGAAGCAAAAGUUCCCACUUUGUUUUUCCCCCUCCCAAGUAAGAAAGAUCAGAUUUGCAGUAGUGGUUGCCUAUUUUAGUUCUGUGGCUAGUCUGUACUGCAUUCCAAUUAUGAAAACUUGCCUUAGGUAUUUUGAAGGUUUUGAAGACAUACAAUAAUUGUACCAAAAUGGGACUGGCAGCAUUUGUAGACUAUUUCAUAAAGAGUUUGUACAAGUUAAAAGAACUAUCGGUUAAAAGAAUACCCUGGUUUCUCUUCAAAUUGCAUAAAUCUAUUAAAAUCUAUACUCAGACUCA
Messenger RNA from Anolis carolinensis (green anole), 3128 nucleotides. RefSeq names its product interleukin 1 receptor associated kinase 1 binding protein 1 (gene irak1bp1). Lineage: Eukaryota; Metazoa; Chordata; Lepidosauria; Squamata; Anolidae. Gene Ontology annotation, biological process: immune response; canonical NF-kappaB signal transduction. The record is from RefSeq and is a predicted model, not a curated record. The transcript has 4 exons. The coding region runs from base 75 to 848 and encodes 257 amino acids.